This is a messenger RNA of Funneliformis geosporum, 1455 nucleotides long. The record is from the annotation of a GenBank genome assembly. NCBI's taxonomy places the organism in Eukaryota, Fungi, Glomeromycota, Glomeromycetes, Glomerales, Glomeraceae.
AUGGACUAUCGUGCUCCUUGGGACUCCACCGUUUCUCUCUAUUUCAAGAAAAUUUCUCUUAAGAACUGGUCUCACAAGCAUUUUUACGAAAAUACCGAUAUCGUAGAUUUAGAACAGGCAACUCUUGUCUGGUAUAAAAACCUCUCCAUAAUAAGAAAUCUUCCCGGCUCAUUGCUCAGCAAUAAGUUGUAUGAUACGAUUAUAAAGAGAAAAAUGGCUGACACGCUUGCUGUCAAUGAAAAGAAGCGCAAACAGGCUGAAGACGAUGUACACACUAGCUCUGUCAUGACAUCUGCUGAGCUUCUGAAAGAUACAUUUGAGCACCAUAUAAUAAAUACAAAACAGAAACUGCAAGUGCCCGAAACCCAAACGCCUCGUUCGAACGUGGCCUUAACAAGUAGUUCUAUUGUUACAGAACAAAAAGUUAUAUUCUCGGAUAUAACCAACAAAGGGAAAAGUCUUGAAGAUGAACAUUUAUUUGAUGACGAAUAUGCAUUGUUUAGAGAAGAAAAUGAACCUACUCUAAUAGAUUCCAUAGAUGAUGAAAAUCUUCAAGACGAAUUGAAAUUACCUAAUGUCGAAUCAAUUAGCGUACGACAACUUUUAAAGGAGGAAUUGCGGGAAAAUUUUUAUAAAUAUCAAAAAAAGAUCCCGAAAAGUAAAAAAAUAGUCACUCCGGCUUAUUGGGGCGUCUUAGAUUUGACAAGAGAAACGAACGAACUAAAUGAUAGGUUAAUGAACAAUGCAUCUCAAUAUUUCGCGAAUAAAAUAAACUGGAAUCCGAAGUGUACUCCGUCAGUCCUUCAAGCCUAUUUUGACGGCAAUUGUGAAGAAAAGAUAGAUAAAUAUGAAACACUCCACGAUAACAUUCGGUUCAUUAAAUCAAACAUGAGUCAUUUUAAAAGAGAUUUAAGCGAGGAGGAAUUGAAAAUGACGACCAUGUUCCCUCUGUUUCGAGGAAUAUUUUCCUCAGGACUAGUAGAUGAUAAGUGGGGAGAGAUACAAUCGUUGGCUACGAACGAAGCUAGAAAUAAGACAAAUGACCCUUUGCAAAGAGCACGUGUCGGAAGAAAGGCUGAUAUGAGAGGUAUUUUAACCUGUGCACCCAUAAAGUUCGAGGUAUUAUAUGGGGAAGUAUCGGGAGGUUUGAUUCAACUUGGACUAUCAGCAUCAAGUAGGAAAAAAAGAUUUUUAGAUAAAGUAAAAUUAACUAUAAUGAUGAGAGAUUCUAUAAAUCGAGUCUUAGAUGAGUGGAAGAACCUAAAUGAUGAUGAAAGAUCGUCUUUAAUAAUAUUUGGUUGGACACAAGUAGGAUUUGAUAUAAAUUUAUAUGCUAUGAAUUGGGAGGGUAAUGGAAUAUAUUUGUUCGGUCUAGUUGAUAAGUGCAGACUUCCAACAGAAAGAGAUGAUUGCGGCAUUUUUGAAGACAUUUAUUGCAUUUUGAAAGAACUAGAA